AUGGAGCUUCCCGUCAACGUCGGACCUGAGGAGUCGUCCGUCGACGACGAUUGUCAUGGUGAGCUCGCCGUCGACACAUGUGCGACCUGCGUAGCUCACGUCGGGCUCGCCGUGAGUUCUGACCUCCGGCGAAGUACGCCAUUCAGUAAAUCGACAUGGCCGGUGGUUGGAUAUGGAGCGUGUUCCUAUAAAAACCCUGUGAAAGCCCCCUACUUUGACCUAACUCACUCAUUUCACAGAAAGGAGAAAAUGGCCCCUAAAAAACCCUCUUCCCACAAGAAGAAAGUGAAGAACGGCGAUCGGAUUCAGCCUCCUCCGGUGACGAAAGUGGUGGAGAAAAAAUCCAGAGGCGCCGCCCAGGAUAUUGGGUCGGUUCCCAAUUCGGAUCUGGGCGACUACAGGCUGCCGCCUGUACCCAAAACCCCCAAACGCUCAUCCAAACGCGCCCGCGACGAUGAACUCCCGAAGACUGACGGCAAGAAGGAGAAGACCGUGGAGGCGGCAAAAUCCUACGGCGGUUUCAUCACCAGGCUGUGGAGCGACGAGGACGAGGUAACCCUGCUGGAAGGGCUAAUCGCCUUCAGGGCCGCCCCGAACGCCGAAAUGGCUGACUUUUACGAUUACAUCAAGGGGAAUCUGAAGUUCGAGUACUCGAGGGAGCAACUGAGGAGCAAGGUGAGUAGGUUGAAGAAGAAGUACUUGAAUGCCCUCAAGAAGGGCAAGAAUGGCGAGGAUCCUGUCUUCUCGAAUCCCCACGAGGAUAGGCUGUUUGGACUUUCCAAGACAAUAUGGGGUGGCUCUGGAAGCAACACCGUCCAAAAGGGCCAAAAUUCGAAAGGCAUUGUCUUCAAAGAGAAGGAGGCUACGGACGCCAAAAAGUUGAAGAAAAUGAAGAACAUGAGCAAGGAUGAUGGAGGAAGAACCUACCCGAACCCGCACAAACAGGAAAUUUAUGAGCUUUCAGAAAAAUUAUGGGGGUCUGAGGAAGAAGAAAACAAAGCCAGUGCCAAUGGGGUCCAUGCCAAGGAUGCGAUAAAUAGUGAGAGGAUGAAGUCUUUCUUGGUGGGAGCAGAGUUGAAAGGUUUUGACAAAAGGACUUUGACGGCCUCAAACCACUUGUUUGAGGAGGGGCAAAUGGAGGAUGAAUUCAAAUCAACAUGGAAGAAACUAAAGAUGGAGGAGACAGAGGUCUUUUCGAAGCAUUCACAGAUAAAGUUAAAGCAGGCGAAGCAUCUCCAGCAAUCCAUGAACUCCUAG
Molecule: messenger RNA, 1257 nt
Organism: Striga hermonthica
Lineage: Eukaryota; Viridiplantae; Streptophyta; Magnoliopsida; Lamiales; Orobanchaceae
Source: the annotation of a GenBank genome assembly